CCACCACUUCUAAACAACAAUCAUUGAAGGCCAACGUUCCUAUUUUCAAAACCCGUUGGAGCACGAAAUGGUUUUCAAAUCCACUUGACAGCCUCCUUCUCCUUCUCCUUCUCCUUCUCUCUCUUUACUUUUAGCCAAUCUCCAUCUCACCAUUAACAACAUCGUCGAAUCCUUUGAGGUUUCUCUCAAACUGAUGGGAUGCUUUCUUGGCUGUUUCUGCUUGUCUUCUAGGAGAAAGCGUAGAAAACCGGCUUCUAGAGACCAACAGAAACUUGGUAGGUAUGAACUUCUAGAUUCUGUUUCUACAGAUUGUGGCACAGCAGGGAAUUCCAUAACCUCUGAGGCUGAACUCAGCAAAAGACCUAAGGAGUCAUUGAACUAUAAGGUUAGAAAGAAGGUGAGCUUCAAUUUGAAUGUCAAGACUUAUGAGCCACUUCCAAAAGAGGAGUGCAGAAAUGAUUACUGGGAAAGUGAUGAGGAAGAGACUGACAAAGUUGCAGCAAAAGAAAGGCAAUCUUCUUCUAUAUCUGAAGGGGAUUCAUCCGCGUUCAAAAUGGCAUCUUAUCCAUCAAAUUAUAGAUAUAGAAACUGCGUUGACAGUUAUGAUGAAGAGUAUGAAGUACCACGUGAAGAAAGUGAUUUGGAUGAUGAAGAAGAAGAAUUCGACGAAGAAGAUGAAGAUGAUGAUAACAAUGGCUGCGAUAUAGAUGAAUUGAGAGUAAAUCAAAAGGAGUUAUUUGGACAAUUCAGCUCCUUAUCUGUGAGCUCACAGAAAAGAAAUUCUUUGACAAAGUUGGGAGAAGAGGGGACAACUGAAAAUCUAAAGCCCCUCGGUGAUUCAAAUGAGGGAGGAUUGAGAUCGCGCCAAUAUGUUCAUUCUGUGCUGAAACCAGUGGAAAAUCUCAGUCAAUGGAAAGCAGUGAAGGCAAAGGGAACACAACCACCAAAGCAACAGAGGAAAGAAAAUGUAGCAUCUGAGCAACACCCACCCCUUAGUUCACUCUCGAAUAUCAGUCACUCCACAGCUCUCAUGCAAGAAAUUGCAGUUGAUGCUAGCCUCUCAAACUGGGUAGUUCCUCCUGAUUCUUACCAGAAUAAAACUGCAUCCAAUGAUGUUGAGACCAAUCCAUUAAAGAAAAGCUUGUUUGACAGUACAUAUCCAUGGAGAAAUAAAGAAGAUACGCACAUUUCAGACAUUGCCAACUCGGAGACCUGCUAAGAAAAUUCCAUUUUUUUUACUCUUCAAGAUAGUGAUAAAUUCAAAAAAAAAAAGAAAAAAGAAAAACACAUGGAUCCAAGCUAGAGGCCAAUUUCCUGGAAAUCUACCUCAGGCGAGAAAGCAAAAGAGGUUGUUCUCAUAUGAAGUUGGGAUGAAUCUGUCCAUGGAAACGCAGCAGGGGGGUUGCUCUUGUUAUUUUCUGUAGCCUAUACUGGGCAAGUGUUGGAACAAUUUGGGAUGAUGUGAUCGUGUCUCUGUUUCUGAUUUUUGAUCCACUUCUUGGUGUUGUUUUGAGUGUAAAGAAGGUGAGCUUUAACUGUCUUGUUCCUCGACAUCAUUAUUUUAUUUUCCUCUUUUUUUCA
Messenger RNA from Populus nigra (black poplar), 1581 nucleotides. RefSeq lists its product as uncharacterized. The transcript has 3 exons. The record is from RefSeq and is a predicted model, not a curated record. Gene Ontology annotation, biological process: male meiosis II. Lineage: Eukaryota; Viridiplantae; Streptophyta; Magnoliopsida; Malpighiales; Salicaceae. Bases 194 to 1219 code for a protein of 341 amino acids.